Chara braunii is the source of this 5093-nucleotide messenger RNA. The record is from the annotation of a GenBank genome assembly. Lineage: Eukaryota; Viridiplantae; Streptophyta; Charophyceae; Charales; Characeae.
CCGGAAAGCGGACUUGGUUUUCCAAACGGCUAGCUUAAAAACCCAGAGUAGUGUGCACGACAGCUCUCCAGUCGGCACGGAAGCGACGACGGCUCUCUGUCGACAGGCAUAGAGUGCACGGCGUUCACGGUACCACAUAAUUGAAACGGACGACGUCUCUUGCUCGACCGGGACUGUCGGCCAUGCCAACUGACACCAUCGGUGCAGGUUUUCCAGACACUGUAAACCCUGAGGAGGAUACAUCCUCCUCAGAGGGACAUGCAAUCCAUAGAUCAUUAGCGUCCGGUCGCGAUGCCUUAUCGCCUGUUAUCGAACACCGGAAAGCGUUGUGUUCUAGGCAUCAAAGAACCGUUGUCGAUCGACGAUAAAAAGACGGCCGCUCUAGGUCGACAGGCACAGUCGGCAUUGCCAACCGACUCCUGUGGUGAAGGUUUUACAGUCGCAGAAGACCCAGAGGAGGAUACAUCCUCUCCACAGGAAUAUGCAGUCAUUGAUCAUUGCGUUCAGUCGAUUGGGUGUAGAUGGUUCUGGGAGUUGGGUGAAAGACAAGUUGCCUGCGCAUUGCACAUGGCGCGUGACGUCAUGCGCACAGCUCUGGACGUGGUGGGUGACGUCAUGCGCACGGCUUUGAACGACAACAGAUUGCGAGACCUUGAUCGGUCAAGGAACUACGAGGGCACGGUGUUGAGACCAUGGUUAGGGAGAGGAUAUUCUGCAUGGCUGGUGAUCACAUGCGCACAGUUCUUGACGUGGUCAUUGCGCAGCAACUGGGUGGAACAACGGGGGAUCAACGACAACAACAGGUAUCCAGGCGUGCUAUUCUUGAUGACGGUUGCGCAAGACAACAUGGAGAUGGUUGCGCAAGACAACAUGGAGACGGUUGUCCGUGACAUAUAUCAAAUGGCAUCCGGUGGCGCUGGAGAUCAACGCGACACCGCCCGACUGUGCGUCGAAGACGUGACGCUUGAUGCAAGCCGGAACCAUGAAGAGCAUUUAGCGACCUCGGGCAGAACGGCAACGAUCGAGCGAAGCCAUCGGUCCGUUGGGGGCGUGACUCCUGAGCCAUGUGGGAAACAUGGUGGGGCUGCAACGACAACGGGUGCUGCACCAACUGCCGAUCGGAGGCGUCGGGGGCAUAGGGUGAUUCCGUUGCUGGCGUGGGAAGAGCCGUACAAUCAUCGUUCAGUGGACGACACCCACGUUGAGUUUAUCUUGAAAGCCAUGCUAGAUGCCUACUCGAAGCCGAACCACACCUACGAGAAGCGAGUCGUGAAAUUGGCAGCAAUCAGAGAACCAUGUACGGAAGGGAAAAAGGCGGUUCGUAUUACACCGGACCAAUUCAACGAGGACAACCCAAACGAGCAAUGGUACUAUGCCGUGAGCGGGCAGCACAACAUGAAGGCCGCUUUGUUGUUGAGGGAGCAUGAUAUUUGGAACAAACACUCGUUCCUUGAGUGGCCGUUCAAACCGUUGUACUUCUCGGACGAGGACUUCGACGGUUACACCCAGAUCAGUGUAAUCGACAACAUGAAGGACAAGGUUGCCCCUCCUAGGGCCCAACUGCUGUCUAUGAUCGACAUGCGACAGAUUUGGAAAAAUUUGAAACGUCCUCGUCCAAUGGCUGGGAAUGUUAAGUUCAAGCAGGCCUUGGUCGCCAAUUAUGAAAAAUUUCAAAAAAUGACACUGAGAAAGACACCAUACCACAAUCUCUGGCAGAUUGUGGAUAGCAGCACCAAAGAAGAUAAAAAAGUAUGGCAAGAAAAAUUGAGGUAUUUUUUGCCUCUCGUCAUGAGCGAUGACCAGACGUGGCAGCUAGGUAUGAAGUUCUAUGAAGAGUGGACGAAGGGUCAACUUCUCGCUCCGGAAGGCGCCCUGUGGACAAAGAGGCCUCCUACAACGGACCCGAAAGCCACUCAGGAGGGUCAAUCUUUUGGAGAGGACAGCAGCGGCCAAAAGAGAGUCGUGUAUAAUGUUCGCGUUAUAGAUCCAGAGCUGCGCAAAGGAAAGAAGAGGAGGAAACAGGAGGAGCGCGACUUUUUCGUUCAAGUCAAUGAACCCGACGUGCAUUGCUGGAAAGAAAUGGGGGAUCUCACAAAUAUGGAAAAACAACGGAUUUUGAGGGGUGUGUUGGACCUUGAGAUUGUGUGGGUGCAGCACGGGAGCAAAAAACUGGUUGAGCACGGGAAAAUGGGGAUGAAAGACACCUGCGAAAUCGGAAAGCAGGACCGAAUGCUGCUUCGACAGUGGCAUAUAAUUGAGUUCCAGCACCAGGGCCGGACCAGCGAUGAGUGGAACGCUGGUUUCUUCCAGACGAGGGAGCAACUGUUGACGCAAUACGGCUCGAGGGGGCUGAACGAGAAGUUAUGGGCGGUUUGCAGGAGAUUUGUCACCGAUCACUCAUACCUGAAGGACUGCCCCCAAUACCUCGGUUGUGCCUCAGAUAAGGAGUUGAAAACAACGUUGAGUCUAGUUGAAGACGAGAAGUUCCCUACCGAGUUCAAGCGGGUUGUUUUGUCCGUGCUCAAAGGCGAACGCGGCAAAGAGAAGGAGGCGCCUGUCAGACUGGACGAUUGCACUAACAUCAAGUGGAGGGACACCAAAGUCGUCACAACACUCGCACCUUUCGCCUUCGAUGCUUUCACAACAUUUUUUGUGAAGGACGACAUGCGGCAUGUUGUGAGGCAACUCCGGUGCCACACGUGCAUCAUCCACCUUUGUGAUCCCGUUGACCGAGCACGGUGGAAUGAGGAGGCCUUUAAGGCAUUGGCGGGUUUCCUGGAGACUUUAUGUCCUGAAUUUUGGACAGUGGUCGCUUUUGUUCCCAGGGUCUGGGACCUCUCUUUCAUGAGUCUACUACAUUGUCUCCCUGUGGUGAGUAGAAGCGCACGAAAAUGGGUUCGGAGGGGCCAAAUUCGGAAGACCUACCAGAUCGGUAACAGCAAAUGGGCCGAAGAGGACAGGAUGUAUGUACUCUUCCACGGGGAUGACCUCAAGCUCAAUACUCAUCCAGUUUACGAAGAGGGGUUGCGAGAUGACGACGCUGCCGCCUUGGGAAAGAAGCAGAAGUGCACACCAUCCGAUAUUGCUGAAACUCAGUUCACACCGACGACGUUCCAUUCAGCAGACGUCCUCCACCAGAAGGGGGUGGUGUAUAAGGAAAUGGAGCGCAACCCUAGUAUGUUGUCCAACCUUAUGGAGUUCUUCUGCUCACCCGAGAAUGCGGUUAUGUUCCUUGGGAAGGCGCACGCCCAAGUUGUGUGGAACCUCCUCAAGAGUGGGCGCCAUGUAGUGGCCGUGGAGGGGGACACAGAACUCCUCAGCUUUUUGAAGACGUACUUCAUGUACGAGAUCAAUAGUGGAGUUCAUAACUGCGACUUGCACAUCGGGCAAACCUCCAUCCAGCAUGAUCCCAACAGGAACUUCUGGUUCAAGCUCUCCUCUGAGAAACGGGCUAAGCUUUACAAGUUCCUCUUCCAGGACACACGUCCCUCAUACCGAACCGAUGACGACUACAGACUAUGUCGACAAGUCGCGAUCGGAACGCUGGACGGCUACCAUGGUGGGUCAAGGGAGGCGGCGACAAACUUCGUCGACAAACUGGAAGAGUGUUAUUUUGACCAAGGCAAGACUGAAGUCACUCUCAAUAUCUUCAGGGCACACGUCAAUGACGAGGAGGACUUCAACCCUAACGACGAUGAAGAGGUCAGCGUAGGUAAUACGGAGUUCGAGUUGGAGGCAACAUACCGCAAACAUGUUGGCGGUGUAGCAUCCUCAUCAACGCCUGCAACUUCCCAAAUUCCCGUGGGUUCGCCUCUCGGCACUCCAGUUGCCGCGCCAGUCGCUACGCCAACGUCCGGUUCUUCAAAAGGAUUUUUGUCGUCGAGGAGAAGACCACUCAGCCCCACCGUCAGACCGGAACUUCCAAUUCUGCUGCCCGUGUUGUCAGGUCUUCUACCAGGCAAAAUAUACCACUUCGGCAAAGACCACAGGAGCACCAACGAGGCUGAAUGGGGUCACCACAUAGUGUGGCAUCCUGAUUAUUUCCAACCGGCCGUUCUGGAUGGUGAAUGGGUCAUGAGCAAAGUCAAUGAUGACGGUGUGUGGGAAGUCAAUACGCGCAUGUCAAAGGAAGAUUUCUUACAAGUUGCGCAUGAGGAGGUGCUACGUGGAGGAUCUGUCCUCCGCACAACGAGCCAGGAGGAUAAGGACGUCAUAGACGAGACUUUGGAAAUGCAGGCGACUUCUCCUCGUGACGUGAGAUGCGAUGGUACGGAUGACGACUUUCUCUCGCAGCUGUAUUCGGGAAUCGACACAAAACCGCUUUCGGUGGACAAUUUCGUUCGUGGUGACUCAACCCAAGCACUUGACAUGCGGCCCUCACAACUGCGUGUAGUAAUACUCGUGUCAGGUCCGUGCGUGGAGGAGAAUGAUGUCACCAUGUCGGAACAGGAAGAAGGGGUUUUUCGUCAUCCGUUGGGCGAUGACAUCGCCCGAAAGCUUUUUCACGAUGACGAAGACCUUGCUGCCACCGCAGUUGUGGUGGAUUCUAGUCCAGGCAAGACUGCGGGCGCCGGGACAACUCUCGUGGAACUGUCUCUCGAUGAGGAUGUCGAACAACAGCCUGCCGACUCUCUUAGUCCCUUUGUUGAAGAGGUCGUUCGAAUCGUCGAUGCGGGCCUCGACGACUUGUCCAAGUUCCCAGCCCGUCUAGACCUCGUUGUUGCAUCGGGGAAGAUCAAAGGAGCAGGGGUAGUGCUAGGUCUGAAAGCCAGCUGCGUACAGGAGGAGGUGCCACGAGUUCAAGAUGAACACGAGGACGAUGCUGGUGGUCAUGCUCGAGAAGAAGUUGUGACCGGUAAGCAGUGACUUUCAUUGCUUCACUUUGGGUCUCUCUAGUGCUGAACAUCUGGAGUGUUCUUUCACAUGUAGAUAGCGUUAGGGAUAUGUGGAACAUGAGGGUAAUUGCUUGUUGCCCCUUGGUUUGUGAAGCGCGGCCGUACGUUGUAUUCGUAAUUAUGUUUCUUCAUCUGUUGUACGGAGAAAGUCGAAGGAAUAUCUCACGAAGACGAGAGUGUCACAAUUAUCCCCAAGAG